AAACAACACAUUUUCACUCCUUAGUUGUUUAACCUUCUCAUCAUCAAACAUGUCUGGGGUUUGGGUUUUCAAGAAUGGCGUCGUCCGGUUGGUGGACGGGGCGGAUUCCUUGCAAGGCUCCAACGCCCGGCCGCGUAAGGUGCUCGUCCACACUCCAACUGACGAGGUCAUCAGCUCUUACGCCGUGCUCGAACGCAAGCUGUCCGCGCUCGGCUGGGAGCGAUACUAUGACGAUCCGGACCUUCUUCAGUUCCACAAACGAUCCACCGUCCAUCUCAUCUCUCUCCCCAAGGAUUUCAACAAGUUCAAGUCCAUGCACAUGUAUGACAUCGUUGUUAAAAACCGUAAUGUGUUUGAAGUGAGGGACACGUAGUCCUUGGACUAGUUUGUGCAGCGUGCUGGAAGUGUUUGUGAUGACUUUGAUUCUGUGUUCAUUUGUGUGCGUUUGUAUGUUUCUGCAGGUUUGGGGUUUUUUGAUUUUUGGUUUGGUUUGGUUAGGGUUUAGGGAAAGCUAAUUAAUUAAAGUAGUCAAAGAGUCUGUUCGAUGAUUGACUGUUGGAUAGUACUCUGACAGUUUGUAUAAAUUGUUAUCAUUGUGCAAUAAAAAUUGGGUCUUGACUGU
Molecule: messenger RNA, 622 nt
Organism: Pyrus x bretschneideri (Chinese white pear)
Lineage: Eukaryota; Viridiplantae; Streptophyta; Magnoliopsida; Rosales; Rosaceae
Product: flowering-promoting factor 1-like protein 3
Exons: 1
Coding region: 50-373 (107 amino acids)
Biological process (GO): regulation of flower development
Source: RefSeq, a predicted model, not a curated record